AUGAUCGUUAAAUAUUCAAAGAAAACUUUGUUCAUUCUCGAUCUUUUACGAAUAUAUCUGUCUAUCUAUUACAUAUUGAUUUCCAACUUACACAGUACAAUCAUGUUUCACUGGUGGAUUUUGGAAGCUUUGGAAAACGUGGCCGCUUUUCUAUUCGAUGCAGCUUCAAGAGUCGCCCAUCAUGGACAUGAUGGCUCAUACGAUGAUGAUUUCUACGAUCGUUUGUCUCGUCGUUACUCAGUUAUACUUCUGAUUAUAUUCGCUGUACUUGUCUCAACGAAACAAUACGUCGGAGAACCAAUAGCGUGUUUUUGUCCUGCACAUUUCACAGGUACACAUGUGGAAUAUACGAAUAAUAUCUGUUGGAUCUCCAAUACUUAUUUCGUCUCGUUCGAUCGUUUGUUACCGAAAAAUCCCGAUCCCAAAACUGAACAGUUCAUCUAUUUCUACCAGUAUGUUCCGUUUAUCCUGAUCAUUCAAGCAGUUCUUUUCUACGCUCCAUCGCUGAUCUGGUCAUCGCUGAAUUCCAAAAGUGGCUAUGACUUGAGCUUACUUGUAUCACAUGCUCGAGUUGUCGAUACAUACGCAUCGGAAAUUCGCAGUGCAUCCGUUCGUCAUCUCGCUCGUUUUAUUGAUAAAGCCCUUGAAUUUCACAGACAUAAACGUUUAGAGUACAUCGAUCAAUUGCGUUCAAUGAAGUAUACGUCAAUCUCGUCACUGUAUGCAUUUUUCCUUCUGAAUAAUCACAUCACAAUGCGCGAUAAUCAUCUUAUGUGGUCUUUCCUCUUUUCUAAAUUGCUCUAUUUACUUAACGCAUUUGGUCAACUUUAUUUGCUCAAUUUUUUCCUUGGCAAUGAUUAUCAUAUGUACGGUUUCGCAGUACUGCGUGCUCUAUUCACAGGAAAUAAUGAAAAUUGGACUGUUACACCAAGAUUUCCUCGAGUAACAUGGUGUAAUUUUGCCGUACGAAAUUUGGCGGAUAACAUUCAUACAUAUACAGUGCAAUGUAGUCUACCAAUAAAUUUAUUCAAUGAGAAAAUCUUUCUGAUCAUUUGGUUUUGGCUUUAUUUUACAACUCUGUGUACAUUAUUCGGUUUUCUCUAUUGGACAAGUUCGUUUUUCUAUCCGCAAUUUUAUAAAUCACAUAUUACACGUUAUCUGUCGUCAAUGAAACGCAUUAAUAUACAUCAUUUCCCUCAAAAUCCAUAUCAGGAGCAUCACCAAUCCUUUCGACAUCAUCCGUAUCAUUUCCAUCAUCACAAUCAGACUCUUCACCAUCAUCAUUCGAGUUACCAUCGUCGCCAGUCGUUUGCACAUGCUCAUUACGGUGCCGGCGGUGGAAGUCAUUAUGGUUCGUUACAUAUGGGUCAUCCUCAUCAUAGUAUUUUAUCGUCGUUUGCUAGUCGAACACUGAAGCCGCAUCUGGAUCUCGUUCGUCUGUCGCGCGUACGUGAACAGCUGAGUGUACCGAUAUCGACAACAUCGGAAACAAAUGAACUUAACGCUGCAUCAUCAGGCGAUGAACAAAGUCCGCCAUCGCCUUCAACUCCUCAACAAGGUCAAACAACCAGUCACGGAUCAUUCUCGGUUUCAAUCGAUGAUGAACGUUCUUUGACACAUUUUCUGACAGAGUAUCUCGGUCGAGAUGGCAUACUUGUUCUUUAUAUUUUACAAAUGAAUACAAACGAAGUUAUAACAGGUGAAAUUGUUACAGCGCUAUACGAAUUGUAUAAAACAAAUGCACGGACGAAUACCGCAGAUUGA
Messenger RNA from Adineta ricciae, 1764 nucleotides. The record is from the annotation of a GenBank genome assembly. Lineage: Eukaryota; Metazoa; Rotifera; Eurotatoria; Adinetida; Adinetidae.